Messenger RNA from Colletotrichum spaethianum, 1449 nucleotides. RefSeq lists its product as uncharacterized. The transcript has a single exon. The coding region runs from base 1 to 1449 and encodes 482 amino acids. NCBI's taxonomy places the organism in Eukaryota, Fungi, Ascomycota, Sordariomycetes, Glomerellales, Glomerellaceae. The record is from RefSeq and is a predicted model, not a curated record.
AUGGCGGCCGCUUUUGUGAACGGCACCGAUAUGUUCGGGUUUCCCUUGUCUGCUCCAGCAAACGUUUCUGCGAGCUUCUGGGACCCGAGUGCAGACAUGUCAGGAAUGGAUAUCGACUUUUCCUUUGGUCCUAAUGUUUUCCAGACCUCGGGCCACCGUCACAUGCCUUCAUUCGACGCCUCGCAAAUGUUUCAGGAGGCGAGUGCUCUGCCAUCCUCAAAUAGCCAGGAGAGCUCCCAGCCUAUCAAGCGAACUCGACCUCUGGCUCCUAAGCCUGCCUUGCAUAAUGUUCAGUCCACCUCAGCAGAUAUCUCCAUGGCGUCGACCUCGUUCUCGACGUCGGUGGAUGACCCCUUUGGCAUCGUGAGCCCGGGCGGAGUCGAUCCGGGUCUGUUGUUUGGCCGACCGUCAUCCUCCCGUAUGGACACCAACAUCCCCGUAACGCAGGGCUCGGCACAGUUCGCCUUGGCUGUUGCUGCGGAAUCCCAUUCCAGAGCACCAAUGCACAACGACAUUCGGCGUUCCCUUAGUACGAAAGAGCUGGGACCCGGUAGAACAGCUGGCAAUGCAUCUGUGAACUCGCCUGUCAAGGCCCAUGGGCGUCCCAGUGGCCUACAGCGGAGCGUCAGUGAGAACCGAGGGCGCCGCGGGUUGGCAAAGGCAGCGUUGCCAAAACUCGCCCCAGCCAUACAACCAAGACCGCAGGCCACUAAUGGACCAGCAGUUGGCUCGGGCCGGCCACCGAGCCGUCCCUCCGGCAGAAUAUCGCCUCUAAAACAGCAGAAUACUCGCCUUUCUAGCCUAACCUCGAUACCUGAGGCUGCCACCUCGCGCACGCGGGCCGCUGUCAAGUUCACCAUUGACUCGAAAGGCAGAGCAAGAGCUGAGACCACCAUGGUGGUGGACGACCCAACGACCGACAACCCGCAGAGAAGACCGGUAGCCCGGGAAAUGCCACGGAGGGAGAAGAGCUGGGAAUCGGAUGACGACGAAUCUUCAACAGACGAUGAGCCAAUCAUCAUACCCAGCCGAAACACCUCUUUUGCGCUACCCGAUCCUCGAAGACCAUCUUCGGCCUCUAUCUUUCACUCGUCUAGAAGAAGUGUCAGCGAACACAGUUCGAGCAGUUUUGGAGCGUCAGUCUCGCAGCAUGAUGCCGAAAGUGAAGCGGAGACCGUCAUGAAUGAGGCGCCAGGAAAGGGAGGUGACGCAGCAAGCGAGCUGCGGAAGCUGGUCGAGAACCGACAGAAGCGAGGGCUUCAGGUAGCAUCCAACCAACGAUCACAACGAUUUACGUCCGGAAGCUUUCAAGAUCAUCAUGGGUGCCUAAUGUCGCCGACCGCAUUUACUGAAGUCAGCCUGCCGUCCCCAACAAAGGCGACUUACAACGUUCGAUGUGUAUGCAGAAACGGCGCGGAUAAACAAGGAGAGUAUAUGGUUCAAUGGUAG